Molecule: messenger RNA, 1461 nt
Organism: Hansenula ciferrii
Lineage: Eukaryota; Fungi; Ascomycota; Saccharomycetes; Phaffomycetales; Wickerhamomycetaceae
Gene: NGL2
Product: RNA exonuclease
Exons: 1
Coding region: 1-1461 (486 amino acids)
Molecular function (GO): poly(A)-specific ribonuclease activity
Source: RefSeq, a predicted model, not a curated record
AUGUCAGAAGCUGCAAACAAUCCACCUGCUCCAAAACCAAAAGCUUCUAAAAAGAAGAAAGGCUCCAAAAACCCAGUUGAUAUCACUCCAGAAUACAUCGCUGAACAAAGAGCAAAAAGAGAAGCUGCUAAGAAAGCUAAAAGAGAUGAAUUGAUAGCCCAAGGUAUUGAUCCAGAUCAAGUUGAUACACCGGCAGACCUAAGAUUCAUUUCAAGGCCAAUGCUCAAGAUUCCUAGAGAUGAAAAUGAUAAACCAAGAGGUAGAAAAGGUGUCAAUGUUAAGAUUAUGACCUAUAAUGUUUUGGCGCAGGCAUUAAUUAGAAGAAAACUUUUCCCAACUAGUGGGAAUGCCGUUAAAUGGUUCAAAAGAUCUCAAGUUCUAUUAUCUGAGUUUAAGCAUUAUAAUUCUGAUAUAUUGUUAUUACAAGAAGUUGAUCACGUUCAAUAUAACUCAUUUUGGAAAAGUGAAUUUGAAAAAUUAGGUUAUAAUUCAGUUUUCAACAGAUUUGGUGAUAAGAAUCAUGGUGUUGCUAUAUUUUUCAGAGAAAAUAUGUUUGAUGUCACAGAUAAAAUGUUCAUUAAUUAUGAUAUUGAAAAAUCUGGAGAAAUUCAACCAAGAACUAUAACAAGAAAUGUUGGUUUAAUAUUAGCAUUAAAAUUUAAAGAUCGUAUCCUGGAACAAUUUCCAGAAACUGAUAAGAAGGGUAUACUUGUUGGUACAACACAUUUAUUUUGGCAUCCAUUUGGGACAUACGAGAGAACUAGACAAACAUAUCUAAUAUUGAAGAAAUUCCAAGAAUUCAUUCAUAGAGUUCAAGUAUUACAACGAGGUUCAUGGUUUAGAUUUUUUGGUGGUGAUUUUAACGCGCAACCUUAUGAUGCACCAUAUCUUUCAAUAACUUCCAAACCAAUAAAAUAUGAUAAUCGCUGUAAGAAGGUCAUUGAAUGUUCAACUUCAUUCCAAUAUUCCAAACUACGUGAAGGUAUUGAAGAUGAAGAUGAAGAAGGUGGUAAUAUAGAAAAGUUUGGCGAAAAUCAACCUAAAGACCCCGUACCUGAGUCAUUUACCCCAACUGAAGAACAAGCACAGAUUGUCAGAGAUAUGGAGGAUCUCCACAAUUCAUUGCCUAUGAGAGCUAUAUCAUUAUAUUCUGUUGGUUAUAAACUUGUACAUCCUGAAAAUUCUGGUCUUGAUAAUGAAAAAGAUGAACCUGAAAUUUCCAAUUGGGCUCAUGCGUGGAGAGGUUUAUUAGAUUAUAUUUUUUACAUUGCAGAGUGGGAUUUGGAAAGUGAUUCACAAGUUAAAAGUCUUGCUGAGUUUGAAGAAUUAUCACAAGUUAGAAUUAAUUCAUUAUUAAGAAUGCCACCUGGUAAAGAAAUGAGUAAACAUGGUCAACCUCAUGAAGGAGAAUAUCCAAGUGACCAUUUAUGUAUGAUUGCAGAUUUAAAGUUACUACUAUAG